UGUGACUGCCAGAGGAUAUCCUGGCCAUUAUGUAACAGUGCAUUGCCCUCUGACUGCUAUGGAAGGUGACCGGCUGACACUAACUUCCUGAAGUCGGGUCUUACAGACAAGAAAAGCGUCUUUAAAGUGAAUAGAAGCCAAGCCCUUGUGAGCACUUGUAUUGAACAUGACUCAUGGAGAAGAGCUUGGCUCUGAUGUUCAUCAGGAUUCUAUUGUUUUAACUUACCUAGAAGGAUUACUAAUGCAUCAGGCGGCAGGGGGAUCAGGUGCUGCCGUUGACAAAAAGUCUGCUGGCCACAGCGAGGAAGACCAGAACUUUACCAUCUCUGGCAGUGCGUUUCCCACCUGUCAAGGCAAUGGUCCUGCUCUCAGUACACAUACGUACCAGGGAUCUGGCAUGCUGCAUCUCAAAAAAGCCAGACUGCUGCAGUCUUCUGAGGACUGGAAUGCGGCAAAGCGGAAGAGGCUGUCUGAUUCCAUCGUGAAUUUAAACGUAAAGAAGGAAGCGUUGCUAGCUGGCAUGGUUGACAGUGUGCCUAAAGGCAAACAGGAUAGCACGUUGCUGGCCUCUUUGCUUCAGUCAUUCAGCUCCCGGCUGCAGACUGUUGCUCUGUCACAGCAAAUUAGACAGAGCCUCAAGGAGCAAGGAUACACCCUCAGUCACGACUCUUUAAAAGGAGAGAAGGAUUUAAGGUGCUACGGCGUGGCCUCAAGUCACUUAAAAACUCUGCUGAAGAAAAGUAAGACCAAGGAUCAAAAGUCAGGUACCACCCUUCCUGAUGUGACGACAAACCUCAUCAGAGAUAGCUUUGUGGAGCCGCCUCAUCAUGCCAGCCAGAGUGGAGCGAAGGUCAUGAGUGAGCCCUUGUCAUGUGCCGCAAGACUCCAGGCUGUGGCCAGCAUGGUGGAGAAAAGGGCCAGUCCUGCCACCUCACCUAAGCCUAGUGUCGCCUGCAGCCAGCUAGCGCUGCUCCUGUCCAGUGAAGCCCACCUCCAGCAGUACUCUCGGGAGCACGCUCUGAAAACGCAGAAUGCACAUCAAGCAGCCAGCGAGAGACUUGCUGCCAUGGCCAGGCUGCAAGAGAAUGGGCAGAAGGACAUGAGCAGUUUCCAUCUCUCCAAAGGGGUGCCUGGCCAUGUCAACGGGCAGGCCAGAACAUCAUCGUCGUCGUCAUCAAGCAAACUGGUGGCUGGCAAGAAUAACGCCACCACAUUUCAGAAUCCAAUAGCUGUUGUUCCUUCUUCCCCAAAAAACACGGGCUAUAAGAACUCCCUGGAAAGAGCCAGCAUAAAGCAAACCUCUAACAACAGUUUGCUUUUACAUCUUCUCAAAAGCCAGACCGUACCCGCGCCAUUGAAUGGUCACAGCCAGAAUGAGAGAGGAAGUAGCUUUGAGGACAGCAGCACACCCACCACGAUCGAUGAGUACUCUGACAACAACCCUAGCUUUACCGAUGACAGCAGCGGAGACGAAAGCUCGUACUCCAAUUGCGUUCCCAUAGACCUGUCUUGCAAGCACCGAAUCGAGAAACCAGAAGCUGACCGACCGGUUUCUCUUGAGAACCUCACUCAGUCUUUGUUGAACACCUGGGAUCCAAAAGUCCCCGGUGUUGACAUCAAAGAAGAUCAAGAUACCUCAACAAAUUCCAAGCUGAAUUCACACCAGAAAGUCACCCUUCUUCAACUGCUCCUUGGCCAUAAAAGUGAGGAGACUGCUGAAAGGAAUGCCAGCCCUCUGGAAGUCCACGGUGACGGGACUAAGUUCAGUCCGCAGAACUACACUAGGACUUCUGUCAUUGAAAGCCCCAGUACAAACAGGACUACCCCAGUGAGCACUCCACCUCUGCAUACGUCCGCCAAGGGAGAGUCUCCCAUUAAUCUUUCUCAGCACUCGAUGGUCAUCAGGUGGAACUCCCCACCCUAUGCUUGCAGUACUCCCGCCUCCAAACUAACCAAUACCAUGCCGAGCCACUUGAUGGACCUAACAAAAAGCAAAGAGUCACAAGCCGAGAAACCAGCCCCAAGUGAAGGUGCACAAAAUUCGGCCACGUUCAGUGCCAGUAAACUAUUACAAAAUUUGGCACAGUGUGGGAUGCAGUCUUCCAUGCCCCUGGAAGAGCAAAGACCCAGCAAACAGCUGUUAAGUGGAAACACAGAGAAACCUCUCGGUAUGAUUGACAGAUUAAAUAGCCCUAUGCUCGCAAGUAAGACCAAUGCAAUUGAAGAAAGCAAAGCCUUCAGCAGUCAGCCAGCAGUACCUGAACCAGGGCUUCCUGGGUGUGAGAUAGAGAAUCUGCUAGAAAGACGCACUGUCCUUCAGUUGCUUCUGGGAAAUUCCAACAAAGGAAAGAGCGACAGGAAAGAGAAAACUUUGCGAGAGGAGGGCACUCAGGAACACUCAGACAGAGCUGGAAGUGAACAAAUACUGAUGGUGAAAAUCAAAUCUGAGCCAUGUGAUGACUUCCAGGUUCACAACCCAAACGUGCAUUUAAACCACGGUCCGAAGAGCACCCCGUUCUUCAGUGGGACUCCCGCCAUGCAGAGGAGCGUGGCAGCCUUACCAGUGUCUGAGGACUUUAAAUCCGAGCCCGCUUCACCUCAGGACUUUUCUUUCUCAAAGAACGGUCUGUUGAGUCGAUUGCUGAGACAGAAUCAAGAGAGCUACCCAGCAGAUGAUCAGGACAAGAGUCACAGAAAUAGUGAGUUGACACCCCUGGAAUCCAAGAACUUUUGCAUGGUCCCUAAGAAAAGGAAGCUUUACCCAGAACCACUAGAAAAUCCAUUUAAAAAGAUGAAAAGUAGCGCUGUAGAUACUACCAAUGAUCAUAGUGCUCCGGAAGUACUGUGUGGAUCACUGCUUAAUCAGGAAGAGCUGAAACUCAGCAGAAACGAUACUGAGCAUAAGUACCCUGCUGCUCAUGGCUCAGCCAGCGAUGGUGAGCACAGGCCUUGGGCUAGGGAGAGCAGAAGCUUCAACGUUCUCAAACAGCUGCUGCUCUCAGAGAACUGUGUGCGAGAUUUGUCCCCGCACAGAAGUAACUCUGUCAAUGACAACAAAAAGAAAGGACAGAGAAACAGUGUACCCAGUAGCAAACCCGAGUUCAGCAUUUCUUCUCUAAAUGGUUUGAUGUAUAGUUCCCCACAGACCAGCACUUGUGUGGAUAAUAGGACAUUUUCAUACCCUGGAGUGGUUAAAACUCCUCUGAGCCCUCCUUUCCCAGAGCACUUGGGCUGUGCGGGGUCCAGAGCAGAAGCGGGUCUUUUGAAUGGGUGUUCCGUGCCCAUGCCCAGCGAGAAGGGACCCAUUAAGUGGGUCAUCACAGAUAUGGACAAGAGUGAGUAUGAAAAAGACUCUCCGAGACUGACCAAAACUAACCCUAUCCUCUAUUACAUGCUCCAGAAAGGAGGCAAUUCUGUUACCACUCAAGAAACACACGACAAAGAAACCUGGAGGGAGCCGUCUCCUGCCGAGAGAGUCUCACAGGUUAUGGUCAAAGAAGAGUUACUUCCUGCCGCAGAAACGAAAGCGUCUCUCUUUAAUCUAAGAAGCCCUUACAAUAGCCAUAUGGGAAAGAAUGCUUCUCGCCCACACAGUACAAAUGGAGAAGUUUAUGGACUUCUGGGAAACGUCCUCACAAUAAAAAAGGAGUCGGAAUAACGUGUACCUGCCAUACCGUUUUGGAUGUUUUUAAAAUUAAUCAAUAUGAACUUGAGAUCUUUAUAAAUAAGAGCAUGAUUUGAGAAAGCAUGGUAUAAUUGAAACUUCUUCAUUUUGAAAGUAUUGGUUACUGCUGAUGUGUUUAAAUAUGCAUACUAAUUUUUGCUUAACAUUAGAUGUCACGAGGAAACUAUUGAACUAGACGUUGGUUGUUUAAUACUUCUGUAUGCAUCAGAGUAACAACUGUGAGUAGCCUACGAAUGAAACAAUUUUAUAAUCAUAAGUAAGAGGCAUACAUUAAAAUGCAAAACUCCAAUAGUAGAUUGAUGCAAUUUGCUGUCUUUAUUAGUGUACUUCAUUUCACACCUCAGAAGUCAGCCUACAUAACAUGUUUUUAAAGUCCCAAUUGUUAACUAUUUGGAAGGUAAUCAAAUGAAGACAAAUCCAGAAGCCUUGUGCUGAUUCACAAUCUCAGUUCAAAAAUAAGAAAAAAGUAAUGCUGACAUUUUUCACUUUUGCUAAACAAAAAUUCUUUUUAACUCUUGGUAGGGGGUUUUGCGGUUCCCAAUGUGUCUGCCCCACCCCAAACCUUUUCAAUACGUAUUUCUUUACACCUUGUACUAUUUAGUAUAAAUUGAUUACAACAGAGAGGAGUUUAACAGAUCCUUAAAAGGCAGAUUUCCAUUUUUUUAUAUUUUGACUACUUUACUAAAUUAAUACUCCUCCUUUUACAAAAUUAGGGAAGGAAAUGUUCAACUUCAGGCAGUUUCCUGAACAAUUGACUACUUAGAAAUAGUUUUUAACAAAAGCAAAUGUGGAUUUUUUCUUUGGAUGGUCUUCACCAUCUCUGGUUAAUCCUCACCAUUCCUGUGGUACCUGUAAGUCUUAUGACCAGGAUUUCUUAAUUCUGGACACAGAAACUGCAUUAGCACUAUCUAGAGCAGUUGUUUGUUUAAAAUGCAGAUUCAUAGGCAGCAUCUCAGGUCUACAGAACAGGUCUCUGAGUGGACCUAGGAGUCUUCUGCCUGUAUCCUGACAUGUUCUGUGUGUGUUUCUUCUGCAUCCUAAUGUUUGAAAACCAUGGCUUAUGGCUUUUCCAGAACAUGGGACUUUAAAGAAACUAUUUGAUGCCUAUAGGUCCCCCAAUACAGUCACAUGUCCACUCGAAAUUUACAAUACUGUAGUUCCUAUAUUGCUGUUUUAUCUUUGGAAAUCAGGUUCAGAAUACUUUUUAAUGACAAAAAAUAAAAUUGGGUAGAGGGGACAACUUUGCUAUCUGGGUCUACAUCUCAGGAAAAUCUGUGAUUAUUUAUUUGUUCUAAUUAGUAACAUUGACGUAAUUAGCCUUAGGGGUGGAAUAACAGGGCCACUUAGCAAACUCAGGUGAUCCCAGGAAGGUUGGGAAACUUCUCCUGAAUGCAUCCUUACCUUCUACUCAAACCGUCCUCCAUGCAGCAGUGCAUAUGAAGCUAACAACUCAACCCAAGAAAGGCAUCAAACUCAGAGUACCUGACACCAAAUCCAAGGGCACUUACUCUCCAUAGCAGGACCUAGAUGGCACUUCACGGUCUCCAUUCAUCUUAAACGGGCAUAAAAGUAAACACUGAUAUGGACUUGGAAGAAUUUAAUAUAUAACUGAGCCAUGUGGAAUUUCGAUCUUGAA
This is a messenger RNA of Acomys russatus (golden spiny mouse), 5321 nucleotides long. It is a transcript of the gene Nrip1, whose product is annotated as nuclear receptor interacting protein 1. Lineage: Eukaryota; Metazoa; Chordata; Mammalia; Rodentia; Muridae. Gene Ontology annotation, biological process: regulation of transcription by RNA polymerase II. The record is from RefSeq and is a predicted model, not a curated record. The transcript has a single exon. Bases 167 to 3658 code for a protein of 1163 amino acids. Gene Ontology annotation, cellular component: nucleus. Gene Ontology annotation, molecular function: signaling receptor binding; transcription coregulator activity.